CAAGAACAGUCCAAAUCCCCCCACCUAAAACAAUUAUAUAAUGUCCCCUAGUUUACUUCACAAAACAGAGACCACCAUGGAUGAAGUGAAGCUCUUUGGGUUUUGGGCAAGUCCUUUUAGUAGAAGGGUCAUUUGGGCAUUAAAGCUAAAAGGUGUGGAAUAUGAAUACAUUGAAGAAGAUCUGCCUUAUAAUAAGAGUGAUCUGUUGUUGCAGUACAACCCAGUUCAUAAAAAGAUCCCAGUGCUCGUUCAUGGAGGAAAGCCAAUUGCAGAGUCAUUGGUUAUUUUGGAAUAUAUAGAUGAAGUGUGGCCACAUAAUCCUUUGUUGCCAAAAGAUGCUUACGAGAGAUCAGUAGCUAGAUUUUGGGCCAAAUUCAUUGAGGAAAAGACUCAACCAAUGUGGGAUUUCUUUCGUAAAUUCGGCGAAGAACAGCAGAAGGCAAUCGAGAACAACUAUGAAAUUCUGAGGACGAUUGAGGAACAUGGUCUUGGAGACAAAAAGUUCUUUGGUGGCGACCAAAUUGGCAUAGCUGAUCUUGUUUUUGGAAUGGUUAUUCAUAUGUUGGCGCCUAUGGAAGAGGUGGUGGGAUAUAAGUUUAUUAAAGCCGAUAGCUUCCCACGCCUGCAUGCUUGGGUCAAGCAUUUCAGCGAACACCCCGUGAUCAAAGACAAUGUCCCUGAUUACACUAAAGUUGUUGAUUUCUUGAAGAUAAGAAGAGAAUUUUAUAGGAAUUCUCAACAGAAUAGCUAGAAAAAAGAAAGAAAGAAGGUACUUUUGAUCGUUUAAGAACUAAAAAUUGGGAAAUAAUGCAAAAGGAUUGAGUGUUCUUUUUCUUGUAGCAUUUUUACUUCUUCUUUUUAUGCAUUGUAUGUUUGUAACAACAAUUUUUUUUGCCAAUAAUUAAUGUUUUGUUUGGUGUAUAAAA
This is a messenger RNA of Gossypium raimondii (Peruvian cotton), 926 nucleotides long. RefSeq names its product probable glutathione S-transferase. The record is from RefSeq and is a predicted model, not a curated record. The transcript has 2 exons. Gene Ontology annotation, biological process: glutathione metabolic process. Gene Ontology annotation, cellular component: cytoplasm. The coding region runs from base 41 to 751 and encodes 236 amino acids. Lineage: Eukaryota; Viridiplantae; Streptophyta; Magnoliopsida; Malvales; Malvaceae. Gene Ontology annotation, molecular function: glutathione transferase activity.